GCAGUAGGAAGUGUGCUUUUUGGGUUGUCGCCAUGUCGCUGCCGCAGAUACAUGGAUGUAGCUGAGCGAGAUACAGGACGCUUUGGGUCCUCGCAUCAUGAUAGGAGUGUGAAUUCCGCUACAAGUAGACCACUCGACCUGAUCGCCAGCGAGCAUGCGGCCUUGAUCAUCUUGGUCAGCGCUAUUGUCGGUUACUAUGCUGUGAUGACGCUUCUGAUCCUGAUCUUUCGGCGCAUCAGGGGGGUCAAGCACACCGCACUGGUGAUUACCACGCGGCAGCGGUUGCUGAUCUUCCUGAACCGGCUUCAGAUCUUGGAGCGCAUCGACGUCAUGCAGACACUUUUGUCGCUGGUGCUUUGUGGUAUCUACGUGAGACCUACGGUAUCACUCAGCACUGGUUCGAGAUGCUGGAGAGUGUGAUCAAUGUCCUGUUUUUGGCUGACUACAUCUUCCAGUUCUACGUUUCCCGGAAUAAGCUCGAGUUUCUGUACUCCCUGAUGGCCUUUGUGGAUGUGGUCACGCUGAUGCCUGUGCUGAUCUUCAGACAGCUGUUCGGCAUGGACAACGACACCUCCGUGGUGCUGCGGGUGGUGCGUGUCACGAAGCUCUUCCGCAUCCUCCGCUCCUUCCGGUUCCUGCGAAAUCGCCCGGAGGACGUCACCCGCGAGGUGUCCAUGAUGUUCUUCGGUCUGUUCUGCUUGGUCUUCACCGCCUCGGGCUUUUACCAGCUCAUCGAGAACGAUAUGCGGGUCGUGCCCAACGAGCCGGCGAGCGUGCCGUUCCACGAGGCCUUCUACUUCAACGCCAUCGAGAUCUUAGGCCGGCCGCGUAUUGAACCUGCCACGACUGGGGGCCACUUGCUGCUGAUUGUGGUGGUGACUGCUGCGUUCAUUAUCAUCCCCUGGCAAGCGGCUUCCAUUUUGAAGGCGCUGCAGAGAGAUCCCUACGCCAUGCGGACCACGUACCAUCGCAUGAGCGAUUCCCACAUCGUCAUCAUGGGCCACAUCGAGUUUCCGGUGCUCAAUCUUUUGCUCUACGAGGCCUACCAUCCAGAUCGAGGUCCUGUGCGGCCCUGCGACGUUGUCAUCCUCUCACCAGCCGCUCCAGACCACCAGAUCUUGGACCUGCUGGGCCACCCAGCCUACACCGGGCACGUGCAGUACAUUCAGGGCUCCCCGCAGACGGAGAAGGACCUGGCGCGGGCGAAGCUGCACGAGGCCAUGGCGGUGCUGGUGCUCGCCUGCAAGUAUCCGACAGAUGUGGAGUGGCAGGACACUCAGGUGGCGUCCAUCGUCCUAUCCUGCAAGGCCUUCAAGAAUGCGCAGCUGCAUAGAACCCGGGCCUUUGAGGGGCGUCGGCGGCUGCGAGUACUCGCGCAGGUCUUGACCCCGGAGACGAGGGACCGGAUCGUGUGCAUGCCCGGCUGGGACAAAUUCCAUGACCUUUGCCUGGUCAUCGGUGAGCUCACGGCCGCCAUGCUGGCGGGCUCGGCGAUGCACCGGGGCCUGGCCACCAUGGUGCUGAACCUGGUGAGCCACACCACCAGCCACGACUACGACACCAAGACGGAGCGUUGGUUCGACCUUUAUCACCGGGGCUCUCGACAAGAGAUCUACCACUGCAGCGUGCACAGGCACAGCGGGAUUUGUGGCCAAACCAUCGUGGAGGCGGCCUAUCACCUCUACGAGCACCACGGCAUCCUGCUGAUCGCGGUGAAGCGGACGAUUUCUGACGGCUCUGGCACCCCGAGCUCCACCAUGAGCCGCCAGCGCCGGAGCCGCUUGCUGCUGUUCCCGGGCUCGGAGGAGACCUAUCUGCAGGAGGGUGACCGCGUUUUUGUCAUCGCCAGCUCCUUGCCGGAGGCGGUGAUCGCUGUGAAGCGCUCGCGCGCAACCUCCAAGCCUGUCUUGAACCGCACGCGGGAGUCCACCAUGUCCCAGGUGAACGGCUCCUCCCCCAAGACCAACCUGGUGCGCAAGGGGCACGGGGACCAGCACACCUGGGAGGAAGACAGCCAGCCAGACUUCUUCACUCGCCUCAAGGAGAACUCCAACCGUUGGCGGGACCUGCAGCCCCUCAGUUGUGCUGCGACUCGCUUGCGCAAGAUCUGGUACAAGCUGUGUCUCGGUGCCCUUGACCCGGCAGACGAUGACAUUGGCAGCUUUGGCCCGGGGGACUUCGCCCAGGCGCAGCCCAACUUGAACCUCCGGGGGCUCGAGAUGAUCCAGAGUGAGGCCGUGUUUCCAAGCGAGCGGCCUGGCUUGCAUUCCGGCGGCCUUGCCCCGCGAGUGGACUCCUACAACUCGGAGCGCUCCAUGAGCACCGUCUGCCCUACGAUACCACAGCUUCCAGAUGAGAGGGAGCCAAGGCUGGAGCGCUUGACCGAGAUGCUGCAGGAGUAUUGCGGCGACGUGGCGGCGCUGCAGGCGGACCUGCGGCAGCUGGGCCUGCGAGCGGAGCUGCGGCUGGAUGAGGAGGCCGAGCUCAGGGAACCGCGAAGGAUGCUGACGGUGCCACUGUGCCGACGCAAUCUGACGAUGAAAACCACCGAUCACCUCGUCGAGCUCUUCGAUCAUGUGGUGGUCUAUGGGGGUGAUCCAACGAGCAUCGCCUUCACCGUGCGGAUGAUCCAGCUGCGGGAUCCGGAGGCCCAGGCGGUGGUGCUGAACAUGACGCUGCCCGAGAAGCGGCAGACCUGGCAGGGCGUGAACCUGGAGAAGGUGCACUUCGCCAAGGAGUCUUUGCACCUUGCGGAGCACCAGAAGGAUAUCCGGGGAACGUAUUUUGAGCACGCCAAGGCCGUGGUCAUUUUGCCCCUCGUCGACAAGGACAUGUCUAAGGCUCCUCUGCACGGCUGGGAGCUCCGCCGCAUGGUGGACUCGGACACCAUCUUGACCACCAACGUCAUCGCCACGCGGAAGUGGACCGCCGAGAGCUUCCAAGACGUGUGGACGGUCACCCAGCUCUUCCAGGAGGGCUCGCUGAACCGCUUCUUCGGCAUGAACCCGGAGGCGCAGGGCGCCACCAGCCUCUUCGAGGACCGGUGGAUGGCCUCCGCGCCGCUGAACAUGUCGCCCCUCUUCGCGGCGGGGCAUGUCAUCGCCACCACCACGGUGGAUCGCUUCCUGAUGGAUGAAAGCUUCUUCAACCCCGACGCCAUGAUCAUCGUCGAACGGCUGUUUGGUUUGGCUGGGUUGACGGUGGGGAGCAAGGCGCGGGGUGGCUUGGGCUCCCAGAGCAACGCCAAGCACCCGUGCGUCUUUCAGAUCCCCGCGAAGGUGAAGAUGCUGCAGGCAUGCAGGACCUUCAGGGAGGCGGCCAACCAACUGCUGGCGGAUGCGGAGCCGGUGCUGCCUUUGGGCAUCUUCCGGUAUCCCAAGGGCAAUCGCUCCUCCUACUCCAUGCUGGUUAGCCUGGAGGCAGCGCAGGAGCUGGACUUCCGGUGCCCGCAGUUCGGGGCCUGCGACGACCUAGGCGACCUGGGCAUGUCCAACCGCUUGCCCUUCGUGGUGACCAACCCGCCCAAGGACUUGGUCCUCUUGCCCACGGACCUCCUCUUCGUGCUGGGCCGGCCCCGGCACUUCGCGGAAGCUCCGGAGCCCGCUGCGCCCCAUGGACCGGGCAAGGAGAUGUCGCCCUCGGACAGCCGCGAGGAGACUUGACCACGGAAAGACUGUGAUGCGGGCCUGGCUGAGACAGAGACCCUGCAAAGGAACUUGUGACUUGC
Effrenium voratum is the source of this 3727-nucleotide messenger RNA. Lineage: Eukaryota; Dinophyceae; Suessiales; Symbiodiniaceae. The record is from the annotation of a GenBank genome assembly.